Messenger RNA from Balaenoptera acutorostrata (minke whale), 2287 nucleotides. Its product is annotated as UDP-glucuronosyltransferase 2A2. The record is from RefSeq and is a predicted model, not a curated record. NCBI's taxonomy places the organism in Eukaryota, Metazoa, Chordata, Mammalia, Artiodactyla, Balaenopteridae. Gene Ontology annotation, molecular function: UDP-glycosyltransferase activity.
UUCUGGCUGGAAACUUCAGCAGAGAAAUUCAUUUGCACCACGCCUCAUUGAAUCUUCUACAUCAAGCGACAUCAUGUUGAACAAGAACAUUCUGCUGCUGGCUCUUCAGAUAAGUCUCCUAGGAACCACUCUUGGUGGGAAUGUUUUGGUUUGGCCAAUGGAAGGUAGUCACUGGCUAAAUGUUAAGAUAAUUAUAGAUGAGCUAAUUAAAAAAGAGCAUAAUGUGACUGUCCUAGUUUCUUCUGGUGCACUUUUCAUCACGCCGACCUCUAACCCAUCUCUGAUAUUUGAAAUAUAUAAGGUGCCCUUUGGCAAAGAAAGAAUAGAAGGAUUGAUCAAGGACUUUGUUUUGACAUGGAUGGAAAAUAGACCAUCUCCUUUAACCAUUUGGAGAUUCUAUCAGGAGAUGGCCAAAGUCAUCAAGGACUUCCAUAUGGUGGCUAGAGAAGUCUGUGAUGGUGUUCUCGAAAACCAAAAUCUAAUGGAAAAGCUGAAGAAAAGCAAAUUUGAGGUCUUGGUAUCAGAUCCAGUAUUUCCUUGUGGUGAUAUAAUAGCUUUAAAACUGGGAAUUCCAUUUAUAUACUCCUUGAGGUUUUCUCCAGCCUCAACAGUGGAAAAACACUGUGGGAAGGUACCAUACCCUCCUUCCUAUGUUCCUGCUAUUUUAUCAGAACUUACUGACCAGAUGUCUUUCACUGACAGAAUAAGAAAUUUCAUUUCCUACCAUCUACAGGACUACAUGUUUAAUACGCUUUGGAAAUCAUGGGAUUCCUACUAUAGUAAAGCUCUGGAUGAUAGCCAUUGGUUAAACAUUAAGAUCAUUUUAGAAGAGUUGAAUCAAAGAAAUCACAAUGUGACUGUACAGGCUUCAUCAGCGACUCUAUUCGUCAACUCCAUUGAUGAUUCUCUUGUGAAUUUUGAGGUGAUAUCUGUUUCCUACAAGAAAAGCAACAUCGACUCCUUAAUUGAACAUCUGAUAAUGCUGUGGAUAGAUUACAGAACAACUCCUCUCACACUCUGGACUGUCCACAAAGAACUAGGAAAACUCCUACAUACUUUUUUUUGAAUUAAUAUACAAAUCUGUGAUGGAGUAUUAAAGAACCCCAAGUUAAUGGCAAGACUUCAGAAAGGAGGCUUUGAUGUGCUGCUAGCCGACCCAGUAACAAGCUGUGGAGCUGUUGCUCUGAAAUCAGGAAUUCCAUUUAUGUACACGUCGAGGUUCUCUCCAGCCUCAGCAGUGGAGAGACACUGUGGAAAAAUCCCAGCACCUGCCUCCUAUGUACCUGCAGCACUUUCAGAGCUCACUGACCAGAUGACCUUUGGUAAAAGGGUUAAAAAUACCACAUCUUAUCCUCUGCAAGACUAUAUAUUUCAGUCCUACUGGGGAGAAUGGAAUUCAUACUACAGCAAAAUCCUAGGAAGACCCACUACGUUAUGUGAGACUAUGGGGAAAGCGGAAAUUUGGCUAAUCAGGACAUAUUGGGAUUUUGAAUUUCCUCGUCCAUACUUACCUAAUUUUGAGUUUGUAGGAGGAUUGCAUUGUAAACCUGCCAAACCAUUACCUAAGGAAAUGGAAGAAUUUGUCCAAAGUUCAGGCGAAGAUGGUAUUGUGGUGUUUUCUCUGGGGUCAAUGGUCAAAAACCUCACAGAAGAAAAAGCCAAUCUCAUUGCCUCAGCCCUUGCCCAGAUUCCACAGAAGGUUUUAUGGAGAUACAAAGGAAAGAAACCGGCCACAUUAGGAGCCAAUACUCGGCUCUAUGACUGGAUACCACAGAAUGAUCUUCUUGGUCAUCCCAAAGCAAAAGGUUUUAUCACUCAUGGUGGAACCAAUGGGAUCUAUGAAGCUAUCUAUCAUGGGGUGCCUAUGGUGGGAGUUCCCAUGUUUGCUGAUCAGCCUGACAACAUUGCUCACAUGAAGGCCAAAGGAGCGGCUGUGGAGGUGAACAUAAACACAAUGACAAGAGCAGAUUUGCUCAACGCCUUGAGAACAGUCAUUAAUGAACCUUCUUAUAAAGAGAAUGCUAUGAGGUUAUCAAGGAUUCACCAUGAUCAGCCUGUAAAGCCCCUGGACCGAGCAGUCUUCUGGAUCGAGUUUGUCAUGCGCCACAAAGGAGCCAAGCACCUGAGGCCAGCUGCCCAUGACCUCACCUGGUUCCAGUACCACUCUUUGGAUGUGAUUGGGUUCUUGCUGGCCUGUGUGGCAACUGCUGUAUUCUUGGUCACAAAAUGUUGUUUGUUUUCUUGUCUAAAAUUUGUUAAAACAGGAAAGAAGAAAAAGAGAGAAUAG